This is a messenger RNA of Caenorhabditis briggsae, 1422 nucleotides long. It is a transcript of the gene Cbr-ifd-2, whose product is annotated as Protein CBR-IFD-2. The transcript is spliced from 6 exons. The record is from RefSeq and is a predicted model, not a curated record. The coding region runs from base 1 to 1422 and encodes 473 amino acids. Lineage: Eukaryota; Metazoa; Nematoda; Chromadorea; Rhabditida; Rhabditidae.
AUGACUGACCCGCUGAAUCCAGCACGUUUGACUAACCAUCCAGCACUUGCACGAAUUAUUGAGAGUGGUAGAACAAACCUUCCGACCGGAGUAACCACAAGUGGUGCCCUUUCGGCGUAUGCUCAGAAUGCUGCUGCAAUCAUUCGAGACAAUCGUGAUAGAGAGAAAGUCGAGAUUGCAGAUUUGAACAAUCGGUUGGCUAGAUACGUGGAGAAAGUUAGAUUUCUUGAAGCCCAAAAUCGGGUCUUGGAGAAUGAUAUCGGCGUUUUCCGCCAAGCUGCGCAUAUUCAUGCUGACCGUAUUGGUGUGUACUCCGAAUCAGAGAAAAAUUCUUUGUUCAUACUUUUGAAAGAAAACAAAGCAAAAAUUUCUACUGCUGAACAAAGUAUUCGAAAACUGGAACCUGAAGUCAUUACUGCCAGGAAGAAUUUGGAAAGUUCAUUCCAGUUAAAGACGCAACUGAGAGAAGAUAAAAAAUCUCAGAUUAAAAAACUCUCCGAUCUUGAGGCAGAGGUAAACAUUCAAAACACUACUAUGAUUAGAAUUAAAUCUCAGAACGCUUAUACCAAACGUCUUACCGCCGACUGCGAAGAAGAGAAAAAUCGUUUAAGCACUGAAAUAUCUCGCAUCAGAAGUGAGAUCAAACGCGUUCAUGCAUUGAGAGACAAAGAACGUUUCAAGUACACUACCUCCGAGCAGGAACUAUUGAAACGUCUCAACGGAAGUAUUACUCAACACGAAAUUGCCAUUCGGGAAGAAAUCAAUAAAGCCAGAAGAGACACUACAGACAAAAACAGAGAUUAUUUCCACAAAGAACUGCAUGCUGCAAUGAAAGAUAUUCGAGAUCGGUUCGAGAAAGAUUCACGCACGACCAGAAAAACAUGGGAGGAUUGGUAUCAUAAGAAAAUCGUUGAAAUCAAAAAGAGCUCUGAAGCAUUCAGCUUGAAUCAGAAUCAUGCAAGAGAAGAAAUCUUACGAAUCCGGUCAAUUGUAAACGAGUUUCGUGGAAAGUUUUCGGAUGCAGAGACACUGAAUCAACAACUACUGAAGAGAAUUGACGAUCUGCACUACCAGGACAAGGAAAACCUCCGAAUGUUCGAGUUUGCACUCACCGAGAAAGAAAAUUCUGUCAUCAAAAUGAGAGAAGAAUGCACCAAACUUUCCGUGGAGCUCGACAAACUUGUAGAAAAUCAAAUUGUAAGUGAAACGUGUGUUGAUCAAUUGAUAGUAAUUUAUAUAAAGAAUCUCCGUAAUGAAAUCAUUCACUAUCGAAAAUUGAUGGAGAAUGCGGAGCAUUUGCGUACAACAACUACAAGCCAUGUCGUGAUUGAAACUCCAGCAUCUGGUCUUCGAACAACUUCUUAUCAUGCCUACGGCUCAGCUUAUGCCGAUGCCAACACUGAAAUGCAUAUUGCGCCUUGA